This is a messenger RNA of Cololabis saira (Pacific saury), 4646 nucleotides long. Its product is annotated as 2-oxoglutarate dehydrogenase complex component E1. The transcript has 23 exons. Gene Ontology annotation, cellular component: oxoglutarate dehydrogenase complex; mitochondrion. Lineage: Eukaryota; Metazoa; Chordata; Actinopteri; Beloniformes; Belonidae. Gene Ontology annotation, biological process: tricarboxylic acid cycle. Bases 238 to 3324 code for a protein of 1028 amino acids. The record is from RefSeq and is a predicted model, not a curated record. Gene Ontology annotation, molecular function: thiamine pyrophosphate binding; oxoglutarate dehydrogenase (succinyl-transferring) activity.
UCAUGACGUCACUGGAGCACGCUCCCAGAGCUGUCACCGUCACCGGGAGAGGCGAAGGACGUCCGGGUACCGGCUGAUAGUGGAGCCGCUCUCACGCUGCUGGAGUGGACGUUUGAUUCAGUUCUUCCUGUCCUGGGACCCAUCCGGGUGGAGUUAAAUUUCCUGCCGUUGUUGAAGACGUCCGGCCCUAUCGGACUGACCGCCACCACCGUGUGCGAGAUUGUUUAAGGACUGCUCAUGCAUCGUUUAAGGACUUGUGCGGCGCGAUUGCGCCCGCUCACCGCCUCCCAGGCGGCACAGACUGUCGGCCAGCAACGGCCAGUCACAGGCGCCUCUGCAGGCAACACAAGGACGUUUCAGCCAAUCAGGUGUUACUCUGCACCUGUUGCCUCAGAGCCGUUCCUGAACGGGACAAGCUCCAACUAUGUGGAGGAGAUGUAUUACGCCUGGUUGGAGAACCCCAAGAGUGUACACAAGUCAUGGGAUGUGUUUUUCCGAAACGCCAAUGCCGGCGCUCCUCCUGGCGCCGCCUACCAGUCUCCCCUGAGUCUGACUCCAGCGUCCGGCGUCGCCGCUCCUCAGUUAUCCUCGCUGGUGGGAGCUCAGCCCAACGUGGAGAAACUCGUGGAGGAUCACCUGGCAGUCCAGUCGCUCAUCAGGGCUUACCAGAUCCGAGGGCACCAUGUGGCCCAAUUGGACCCCCUCGGCAUCCUGGACGCUGAUCUGGACUCGUGUGUCCCCACUGACAUUAUCACCUCCUCCGACAAGCUGGGCUUCUACGGUCUGGAUGAGUCUGAUCUGGACAAGCAGUUCCGGCUGCCCACCACCACCUUCAUCGGGGGCUCGGAGAGCGUGCUGCCGCUGAAGGAGAUCAUCCGCCGCUUGGAGAUGGCGUAUUGUCAGCACAUCGGUGUGGAGUUCAUGUUCAUCAACGACCUGGAGCAGUGUCAGUGGAUCAGGCAGAAGUUCGAGACUCCGGAUGUGAUGAAGUUCACGCUGGAGGAGAAGAGGACACUGCUGGCCCGAAUGGUCCGCUCCACCAGGUUUGAGGAGUUCCUUCAGAAAAAGUGGUCUGCAGAGAAACGCUUUGGACUGGAGGGCUGUGAGUCUCUGAUCCCGGCUCUGAAGACCAUCAUCGAUAAAUCCUCUGAGAACGGCGUGGAGAACGUCAUCAUGGGCAUGCCUCACAGGGGUCGACUGAACGUUCUGGCCAACGUGAUCCGGAAGGAGCUGGAGCAGAUCUUCUGUCAGUUUGACUCCAAGCUGGAGGCGGCCGACGAGGGCUCCGGAGACGUCAAGUACCACCUGGGCAUGUACCACCGGCGCAUCAACCGCGUCACGGACAGGAACAUCACCUUGUCUCUCAUGGCCAACCCGUCUCACCUGGAGGCUGUGGACCCGGUGGUUCAGGGGAAGACCAAAGCUGAGCAGUUCUACGGCGGAGACAACGAUGGCAAAAGGGUGAUGUCCAUCCUUCUCCACGGAGACGCCGCCUUCGCAGGUCAGGGGAUCGUCUACGAGACCUUUCACCUGUCUGACCUGCCGUCCUACAGCACACACGGCACCGUGCACGUGGUCGCCAACAACCAGAUUGGUUUCACCACGGAUCCUCGCAUGGCGCGCUCGUCUCCGUACCCGACUGACGUGGCCCGUGUCGUCAACGCUCCCAUCUUCCACGUCAACGCCGACGACCCCGAAGCCGUCAUCUACGUGUGCAAGGUGGCGGCCGAGUGGAGAGCCACCUUCCACAAAGACGUGGUGGUUGACCUGGUGUGCUACCGCCGGAUGGGCCACAACGAGAUGGACGAGCCGAUGUUCACGCAGCCACUGAUGUACAAGCAGAUCAAGAAGCAGAAACCGGUUCUGCAGAAAUAUGCAGAAAAGCUGAUCGCAGAAGGAGCCGUGAGCAGGCAGGAGUACGAGGAGGAGAUUGCCAAGUACGAUAAGAUCUGUGAGGAGGCGCAUGCUCGCUCCAAAGAUGAGAAGAUCCUGCACAUCAAGCACUGGCUGGACUCUCCAUGGCCUGGUUUUUUCACGUUGGACGGACAACCCAAGUCGAUGAGCUGCCCCUCCACCGGUCUGACUGAGGAAAACCUCAACCACAUUGGACAAGUGGCUUCGUCUGUCCCCGUGGAGGACUUCACCAUCCACGGAGGUCUGAGCCGCAUCCUGAAGAGCAGAGCGGGGAUGGUUCAGAACCGGAUGGUGGACUGGGCUCUGGGGGAGUACAUGGCCUUCGGCUCGCUGCUGAAAGAGGGAAUCCACAUCAGACUGUCGGGACAGGACGUAGAGAGAGGAACGUUCAGCCACCGUCACCACGUCCUCCACGACCAGAACGUGGACAAGAGGACCUGCAUUCCCAUGAACCACCUGUCUCCUGACCAGGCGCCGUACACCGUCUGCAACAGCUCGCUGUCCGAGUACGGAGUCCUGGGCUUCGAGCUGGGGUUCGCCAUGGCCAGUCCCAACGCCCUGAUCCUGUGGGAGGCCCAGUUCGGAGACUUCCACAACACUGCCCAGUGCAUCAUCGACCAGUUCAUCUGCCCCGGCCAGGCCAAGUGGGUCCGGCAGAACGGCAUCGUGCUGCUGCUGCCGCACGGCAUGGAGGGCAUGGGCCCAGAACAUUCUUCAGCUCGCCCAGAGCGGUUCCUGCAGAUGUGCAACGAUGACCCAGACGUGAUGCCGACCAUCACAGAGGACUUCGCUGUGCGUCAGCUCUACGACUGCAACUGGAUCGUGGUGAACUGUUCAAACCCGGCAAGCUACUUCCACGUUCUGAGGAGACAGAUCCUGCUGCCGUUCAGAAAGCCUCUGAUCGUCUUCACUCCCAAGUCUCUGCUGCGUCACCCGGAGGCUCGGUCCAGCUUUGACGAGAUGCUGCCCGGAACCCACGUCCAGAGGGUGAUCACAGAAGCUGGCCCAGCCGCCCAGCGGCCGGAGCAGGUCAAGAGAAUCAUCUUCUGCACAGGGAAGGUUUACUACGAGCUGACCAAAGAGAGGAAGGCCCGCGGCAUGGAGGACGUGGUGGCCAUCGACCGCAUCGAGCAGCUCUCCCCGUUCCCGUUCGACCAGGUGAAGUCGGAGUCGGAGCGUUUCUCCAACGCCGACCUGGUGUGGUGUCAGGAGGAGCACAAGAACCAGGGCUACUACGACUACGUGAAGCCUCGCAUGAGGACCACCAUCAACAGAGCCAAGCCCGUCUGGUACGCUGGCAGAGGGCCGGCUUCAGCUCCGGCCACCGGAAACAAGAACACCCACCUGAUGGAGCUGCGGCGCUUCAUGGACACCGCCUUCGACCUGGAGGCUUUCAAAGAUCAGGAGUGAAGCAGCAGCACCUGCACCGGACCCCCACACACACACACACACACACACACACACACACACACACACACACACACACACACACACACACACACACCGGGCUGUACUACUGAUGACGCCGUACACAAAAAUGAGCGCAGUCGAGAGAUCCACAUUCAGUAGAAACAUUCUCAACUAGUUAAAAACCUAAAUUUCCCAUUGACACUACGGGAGGUGAGGGCUGGUUGGAGCUGCAGGGGGUUGGGGGUACGAGUCCUCUCCCCUGCAGAGCUCCUCCUCCUCCGUGUGCUCCCAGGCCUGUGGUCAGUAGUACAGCAGCUCCAGGCUCAACUUCACAAACGCGUCUGAGUUCCUUCUGGGAUUCAUCACAUUCAAACUCAUGAAACUUUUUAACCCGGAAAGUUGAAACAAUCGUCUUCAUGAAGUAUGUGCUACAAACACAUCCGAGUGUUUUAUUUUGUUAGUGUGUUGGGAGAAGUUGAUGGGAUGCGUGCGUGCGUGCGAGGGGGGGUCAUUUACAGUUCGGUGCUCGUUGGGACCCGUUGGUGUGGAAGUUUGUCUGCGUUCCCUGCGGUGGAGUGGAGCCUGAAACUGCACCGUGAUGACACACACACUUCCUCCGUCCACCCACACACACACACUUCACAGCUGUCAAUACUCCGCUAAUGAUUCAGAUCCAGACAGAGGGACGCCCUGGUUUCCUUUACCCCCAGUCACCUUCAUCAUCAUCUCUCUCUGACACUCAAACAUAGAAUCACUGCUGCUUCUUCUCUUCUUCCUCAUUGAAAAGCUGCAGGAAAUGUUUUAUUUUGGCUUUUAAUGGCGGCUUGUUAGUAUGGUUAGCCUCAUUAGCUCUCCCCAUUAGCAGUAGUGGGAGUCCGGCUCAGUAGUACCAGACAGCAGGACCGGUUUGGUUUUAUUUCCUGCCUCAGCAGGUACAUUUGCUAAGUAAGUCUAUAAAUUAGUUGCAAUGGCAACCCCUGACACUGAGAUUUUACCCUUUUUUGUUUUUUUGUGGGUAAUAGAACAGGAUUUCAGCGCCGUUGGGCUUCAUGCACUGCUGUUACCCCGUUACCCCCCCAUCCCCACAGCGAGCAAUCAUCGCGUGCCAAAAUGUGUCGCAGCGUCUCAACUUUUUAGAUUUUUUUUCUUGGUGUCGCAGCUGAACUGCGGACGGGAAAACAAAGAGGACGGCAGAGGAAGACGUCAGCUCCAGCUGCUGCUCAGCCAGACAAAGAAAACAUUUAUUUAUUUUCAUAAAAGGGGAUUGAGGUUUUCUCCGUUAUUUUGCUUCAUUCAAUAAAGGAUUCUGUAUGUACUGAUGA